This is a messenger RNA of Wyeomyia smithii (pitcher-plant mosquito), 14042 nucleotides long. RefSeq names its product protein BTG1 (gene Tob). Bases 719 to 1516 code for a protein of 265 amino acids. Gene Ontology annotation, cellular component: nucleus; cytoplasm. The record is from RefSeq and is a predicted model, not a curated record. Gene Ontology annotation, biological process: negative regulation of cell population proliferation; negative regulation of mitotic cell cycle. Lineage: Eukaryota; Metazoa; Arthropoda; Insecta; Diptera; Culicidae. The transcript has a single exon.
CACGGUCUCUACUUUUAUUCGAAGUUGAACCUCAGCGGAGUGAUGAGCCGAUGAAAGCGAGCGAGCCGAGCGACCGUAUUGAAUAAGUAGUGAGCGAGAAACUGUGUUUUGCAAGAGGUAGAGAGCAAUCGUUGCUGGGCCAAGUGUGUGAACAACCAAUUAAGCCAGCCAUCUUGGAAAAAAUUGAAAUUUAGUUUUUCAUCGAGCAAAUUUGCUAAAUUCUGCAUGAAUUUGUGAUUGAUUGUCGCCUGGGAGAAGAAAUCUGUGUGAUUUGCAAAUAAGUUAGGCUGAAAUCUGUGCCGUAGUUCGAUUUUCGUUCCCUGCAUUCAUUCACUGCUCUGUGUUGAGGCCGAGAGUCAAGUUUUGCAACAAGGAAAAAAGCGACGAAGAAAAGUGUUAAACCUGCAAGUAAAAAGUGCAAUUUCCGCAAAAUUGGACCAUCUGCUACGGUUGAAGAGCUGCGAAAAUUUUCAAUUAUUUCCCUCUACUGAGUGUGAAACGUUGCGAAGCUUGAGUUUGCAGUAAGUGCGAGAAAAAGUGUGUACGAGAAAACCAAGAGGCAGUACGUGUGGCAAACGUAUAAAUCGAGUGUGGUAAUCGCUGCUGAGUGACACUAUUUUGCAUACGAUCUUGUUCAGAGUUUCAUGUUGGAUUGCUUCGAGGCUGCUUUAAACACGGUGGAUCACAGCCCAGUACAGUUGAACGGAACGCUGAGAAAAUGAGAAUAGAAGUCAAUUCAGCUGCAGAUUUUUUGAUGAAUUUGCUGCGGGUGAAAAAAGCAAGUCAACUAAGCGAGAGCCAGCUGCUGCAUUUCAAGGGUUCGCUAGAGCAAAUAUUGACGCGUCAUUUCCAACGCCACUGGUAUCCAGAUGUUCCUGCCAAAGGCUCUGGCUUCCGUUGCCUGCGAAUCAACGGUAAGAUGGAUCCAAUUAUCGAGAGGGCCGGCCAUGCAGCGGGGUUGAAUUCCGUGGCCCUCCGGAAGAUGCUGCCCCUCGAGCUGACGAUCUGGAUCGAUCCGGAUGAGGUUUCCUACCGUAUUGGCGAAAACGGUACCAUCUGCGUGCUGUACGAUCAGCACUUGAGUCGUGCCAGUCCCUCGUCGGAUCUCGAUUCGACGGGUAGCAGUAGCUGUGAUGAAUUUAUUAUGGAGCGGGUGGGUCGGCUGGACCUUUCGACGUCAUCUGACAGUGGUACGAGCGUUCUGGUGGACUUCCUGGACACCAACCCAUCGAAUCCGCUUGUAACGCCAAGCAAGCAGCACAACAAGUACAACAACAACAAUCAUCAUAUUAAUCAUUACACGAAGCGUCAUAAUAAUAGCGUGAGCUCAUCGUCUAGUGGACAGACUAGUCCACCCCUUAGUCCCCCGUACAACGGCUACAACAAUAGCAACAACUUCAACAAUAGAUAUCAACACAACAACCAACACAACUACUACUCGUCAUCCGUUCAUCAGCAACAAUACUUCCCUUGGGACAACCAGUUCGUUAACAACAAAGUGCGCACUCAAUGCUAAAUUCAUCAACGUCGUACCAGCUGGCUUUACUCUCCUUUACUAUAAGAAAACACCUUUGAAAAUCCGUUAGGUUAACCAACCGCACAUUCAUAUCAAGAAAAGAAAAAUUGUUUGAGAUUUCGUUGACGAUGCAAUGGAGAGGAGAGUGUAUUUUUGUGAUCAUCGGAGGCAGCUGCCUUCGAAACUAACAACUGGCCAGACUACAUCACUAUCGGCCAAAAGCGCGGAGCUAGUUGGAGGACAACUUCAGAUCACGGUAACAACAACAACCGGUCAUCAUUUGGCACACUUUAUUUCACGGCUUAGGUUCAGAACAGCAUUUUGAGAUCAACAUCUAGAGCUAACUUUACUUUUUCGUAUAAUCGUGCAAAAGUGUUGCUGAGUCGUUUAUUUUUUACAAAAGUACGAAAAACCGAAAACAAAAAAAAAAUGAAAGAAAAACGAAAACCCGGAAAUAUAUAAUCAUGAAAAUGGCAAAACGAAUAAUUGGAAAACUGAAACAGGAAUCUACAUAUAUAAUUAUCGCAGAAAUAUAGCUUUGAAGCGCUGUGCAAGUGGUUAAGGAUGGAAGAGCCAAUUUUCGCCUUCUCGUCAAUCCUCAGGGUUCAGCCCUUUUGAGGCUGACGAGGUUGUGACAAAUUGACUCGCGUAGCAUGAGAAAGCUUCAAAGCAUGCAAAAUUUUCUCCAUUUAUAAUAGCAUCAAUCGAAGGUAGAAGAGCUUCUUCUGAAGAAAAAAAAUCAUGUUUCGUGCUCUACAUAGCUAGAAAAGUAGUCGAAUGACGAAGAUUUUGAGUGUAGGACGCUUACGGACUAAAUGUAAUUGUUGGUAGACGAGAGGCUAAAUCAUGAGUUAAGAAACAGGCAUCUAUUGCUGAAGCUACAGCACAAAAUGGUCGCGGUUUGCGAAGAGCUGAUCGGCGUAAAAAAAACUCGAACGGGAGAAAAACUGUUCUUGCGGUGUUGAAUGCGGGUGGAAAGGUAGUACGCGAUAGGAUUUUAGCCCAUUUGAGCAUCCACCGAAGAGGGUGUACGCUGCUUUGCAAACCAACAGUUUCUUUGCUUCAAUUUUUGAGCAACAAUGCUACUGCAGACCGGUUAUUUUCCUUUUUUUCUGUUAUGCAACGGAAAUUGGAAUCGUUUAUUUCCUUUCACUGCGGGGACGCCGUCUUUGUGUGUCCCUGGCGAAACAUUCAGUGCAACCGGGAUCACCUGUUGUACUUUGUUGUUUUUUUUUCUUUCGUAGUCAUCAAUAAGAACCAUUCUGAUGAACGAAAUGCAGGAAAAGUUGAAGCAAAGAAAAACAAGACAAAGGAUAAAACGAGCCUGCACACCUUUCGUCAAAAGUGUAGUGAGCAGAAGACAGAGGAGUAUAAAAAAAGGUCAAUCAUUGAAGGAACGAAAGCAGAGAAGCGAAACGGGGGAUCGAAAGCCAUAAAUUUUAAUUUUUGAAAUGUGUUUCGAAGCGCAUCUCGUUCAGGUCGGAGGACAGAGCAGAGCAGAGUGCCGUCCUCCCGUCUCUGGUGGUAUCGGACGUGAUCACAGAUAUCGAAAACUGCUGCUGUCUACUCUCUAGACGAUGAAGAAACCAAAUUAGUAUUUUCAUCGUCGUAACAAAAGCUGCGCUGGAAGUUUUGCCUGCUGCUAUCGAUGGCAGUGUUGUACGCUUAUCCGUUUAUUAAUGGCUGUAAGUUGUGUGCGUGAACUCACGGUGCACGUAGGAUUUACGUGACCAAAAUAAAGACCAAAACGAACGUUAUUGUUUGUGUUCUCUUCCUCUUUGUCAUCUUCGCUUCCCCCUUAGCUUUGUUUUCCUUGACUAUAAAUACUGUCAAAUUCGAGCUCUAGUACUACUUAAGACGUUCUGUUUUUUAUUGUUUUCAUUAAAAUUAUUUCAAUUGUAUGACCGAAUCGUAAAACACCCACCAUUGAAUCCAGUAAUAUAUCGUUUGCUUCGUUCGUACAUCCAACGUUCCGUGAGUAACUACUACCAUCGCGUUGCAUAGCGAGACCAGCCAGACGCGUUGUAUAAGUGUACAAAGCGGCAACAGGGUAGACAAUUUGUGAGCGCUACCUCGUUCGGAUCAAAAAUGGUUACCAAAGACACUCACACACACGCAUCGUUUGCAAAUGGCCACCACGGUUUGUAAGUUCGCCAGUGUACGUACUAGUAGCGGCCUGGUGUAAAGUGAAACGGCGGGAGGCAGGUGAGAGAUAGGAAGUGUCUGCCGCUGGUAAUUCGCAACCUCCUAUGAGUCAUCUGUUCGAUCGAAGGCGCUACAACAGCAGCGUAUACAAUCGAUGGAGUAGCUUUGUCAAUACGAGAGUGUGGGCUGAUUUUAAAAUAUUUCCGGAUGGCUUCUCGGACGCUUCUCUGCUGGUUGAGGAAAUUAGGAGAAUUAACUAGUUAUAAUAAUUAUAGUAACAACAGUAACCGUAAACAACACAAAGACCCACCGUCCAACAAUAUAAUCCUAUUUUGGAUGAUAACCAAGUGUGAUGUUGCGCGCGAUGACUUGUGGAACGCAACCUAACGAGGAAGAAAAUCUUAUACAUCAUAUGUAUAUUCCAUAGUUUUUUUUUAUUCGUUAAUAAUCUCCAUUUUCAACAAUGGCUUAGGUUUUGCUUCCAGUGUCUUUUUUUCCUAAAUUAAAACAAAAGCUUUUGCACUUUUUUGGAACUUGUGUCCAGCAGGUGUUGUUGUGGAGACGUGGUGACAGUAUGAAAGAGAAUGAAAGGGGGUUUCAUGGCGAUUCAGUUAGUUGUUGGCAGCAUCUUUUCAGAAUUAUGUAUACUUUGUUAGCUUGGUGACAUCGGUGAUUCUAGCAAAUCUCAAAACAAAAAUUUAGACGUCUUCUGGACAAUGACCAAAGAUUUUUUCAAUUUUUUGAUUUGAAAAUUUUCUGCUCAAAAACUAUAAGUUCUGUACGAUUUUGAUCAAAGAAAAAUUUCACAUUUAUUGUUUGUUUGUUAAAAUUGCUUAAAUUUUCAUUUACAAAAAUCAUUAAUUAAAAUUUAAGUGUGUCAUUCUGUAAUCCUAAAUUUUGGUGAUCCAUACAAAAACCUAGUGCAAAUGAGUACAUUUAAGUUUUUCUCGUUUCCGACAUCUCUUAGGUUGAAAAACAAUAAUAUCCACAAAACUUUGGCGAAGAAUGAAAGAUUUUUUUUUGGGUUUUUUAUUUGCAUACUUAGUUGCUUGAAAUACCAAUGUAACGAACUCUAAAAUUUCUACAGAAAUCAGAAGAGGUGUUGCCAACUCCUGAGACGAACGCAAAACCCCUCCAAGGGUAGAAUGAACUAGGGAUGCGGAAUGGUACAUAGAUUACUAUUGUCAUAUUUUAAAAGCUUUACACGGUAGAUAAAACGAAAAGUGCAUGUGUAACAAGACAAACAUCCAAUCAACGAUCUCUCUUUGACGCUAGGAAAGUGAGCAGCAAAACACAACAAGGAAGAAGUAAUUGUACGGUUGCCAUGGGUGUGCUAGAUCGAGACUCAAAAUGAUUUAUGCGAGCGUUAUGUUUUCAUCACUUGGCUUCCGUUACUGUCAGCGGUUGUGGAUUAUAACGAUACUAACUGGCAAGUGCGAAUAUAUUCUGGUUGAGGAGGCGAUUCUGCAGUGCAACCCUCCAAUUACCAAUGCAAGCGAUGUCGGUAGAAAGUUUUGUAAUCUUUUAACCCGUUUAGCGCGUAACGAAGAAACUAGUGGCGUCGUGUCCAUACCUUUCAGGGCAAUGGAAAUAUGUCAGAACCAGUUUAUGGUUCGAGCUAAUUUUUUUUGUUUGCUACGGCAACAGCACAGCGCGCUUGCAAGCGGCCAAUCUUUUGCAGACGUCGUCGUUGUCGUCGUCGUCGUCGUUUGCAGUGGCUUUAAUUGAUGAGGAAAUGUUAGGAAAUCGUGCACGAGUUUUCUAUCGCUCGCAUGAAACCGGGUGGUAAAGUGAGGAGAGCACCAACACGACCAACUGCGUCGAAUUAUUGAUUUCUUUCCUGUGGUAACAGCAGCAGCACGGUUCGGCCUGGUACACACGUCGCCAUAUUUGGACUUGGGAGGACGGAAACGGUGCCAGAUGAACGAUUUGAGAUAAAGGUGAAAUCAAUGCGGCGGUGUUUUUUUUUCUCUUUGCCAUGGCAACUAGUUUCAGCUGCAGGGAGAAACUCGAAGCGCGACCUAACUUUUAAACUUUUCCUCAGCUAUUCAUGGUGGCUGUUGGACGAUUUACAAUUUUUACGUCAAUCUCUAGUUUUGUUUCCUUUUUUUCGCUUAUUUUGUGAAUUAUAAAAAUGGCUGACCACGCGUUUCCAGCAGCUGCCAUUACAAUUCAUCCAUUGACGCAGUGCAAUUACGCAUACUGGAUUGCGUUGCGCAGAAACUGGCUGGCAUAUGUGUGCAAGUGUAAAUGAGUAUUUACUAAACUCAACUGAUAAUCAGCGAAAUUUAAUAUAAUAAAUGAGAAAACGUCACUCUGGCGCUAGUAUAAAAGUUAAUGCGCCAUUCACGAGUAUCGUAUGUUGAGUAUACUUGUGUAAUUUGUGUCCGUCUAGAGUAGAUUGGCAUACAAACGUAUUGACGUCAAUGUAGUGUGUUUUUUGUUAUGUCUGUUCUCAGGCUCUCGGGCAACCCUGACAAAAGUACUACUGUGUUUCCAAGCGGUAGUGGCAGUGUGCUGUUAACAGUGAUGCCAUGCAAGAGUUUAGAUUCUACAGUUAUAACUCAGCUCAGUUCACAUAAACAUGACGGACAUGUCUCAUCAUGCGUUUCAGCGCACAUUUUGUUGAAAUUUUUUAUCAUAAUUCAUGAAAUCGAUCAGAAAACUCGUCAACGUAGACCACAGGAGUACAGGAAAAAUUCAAUCAAUGAAUUGACGUGGUACUGUGUUAUCAGUUUGUAUAACCAGUCCUCCUUUUUUGAUAAGCUAUGAACGCAACGUGGGCUCGCCGAAUAAGUACGCGUAAAAGUUGCGUAAAUCUUCAACCUUGUUGUGUUAUAGCUGUACCCAACGAACCUGCUUCAAAACAAAAUAUAAAAAAUUGUAUCAUAUUUUGAGUCUGUGAUUUUUUUUGCUAUAUCUUUUGUUAUUUUUGUAAAAUAAACAAUGCUGAAUGUAGGUUUAUUUUUGUAAAUAGAAAACUUUUUUCCUCUGGAACUGAGAAAAGAUAGGCUACUUAGAAUGUGUGUUUUAAAUUUGAUUUAUUGUUUUUAAUUAAAUCAACUGAUUUAACCUCUUGAUUUACCCUCCUAUCUUUUCUUGGCAAAUUGUAUAUUCAAUACUCUUAUGUCAUUGACUGUGUACUGUUUGAUCAUCCUCGCGUGUGUGUAUGAAAAAGAAUUGGGAAAGACAUGAUUCAAUUAAGUGCAAAUAGCCUGAUGAUGAAUAGCGUGACAAAAGUUUCGUUUGAGCAUCUAACUGUAGCUUUAAGUUUUUAUAGGUUUAUAUUAGGUAUGUAAAUGUUUUGCAAAACAAAAACAAAAAAAAAAUACUGAGAACAGUGGAAAGACAAAGUGGUACAUAAACAUAACUAACAAGCCCCAAAUCAAACACCGGAUAAAAUAUAAUACAUUUCGUUAAUUUUAACGACUGCCAUUUUAUGCAUAGUGAAAACUAUUUAGCUCGUCUUACCCCAAAGAAAUGGGGGUUAACGUCAGAGUUAUAGAAACAAAAGAUAAACUGCGAUAAAACGAAUUUUAUGUGUUUGUACAUAUUAUAACAUUUUUACGAUUGUACCCAAUGCACGGAGAAAUGUUUAAAAAUGUGUAUUUUCACCGUUCGUGGAACAAAAUUAUUCUGACAUCAAUCUUACAUCUGGCAUCCACUUUUGUUGCAUUGCCCAGAUGUAUAGCCCUUAGUUGGCCCAUCUAUCGGAAAAUUUUCUAAGCAAAACCAACAGAAACCUUCAGCGUGGUGUGAUCGAACCAUUCCCGUCUACUACUCUCCCUGUUCUGACUGGGUGGUAGAAUGGAACGAACGAUCGCCCCUGUUCUGCUGGCGAACGCGCUAUUUGUUAUAUUUUUUCUAUUUCAAUCGACCAAUAAUAAGUCAACAUUCAUCUGUGAUUAUUAUACCGUGAUGCACGUUCCAGUGAAGGCCUUUCUACAAAAACUUGGAAACCAAUAACGAAGUCUAGGAUACCAAAAUUUGUAUACUUUCAAAACUUUUAAUCAAACUUCUGCGUUUAGAAAUGACUGUUCGCUACUUCUGCGCCAGUUUCGCCCAAACGCUAACGCUGAACGCGAUUUAGAAAGUGGUAUAGGAGUGAUCGUGGCAACGUUGCAGCUCCGUCAGAGCGAAACUACGUUGAUUCUCACAUGCCACCGAGAGUGCGAUCGCUUGAAGGCGAAAGUGGCAAAGUUUUGACACAUCUUCCAUUUGUUGCUACGCUCGUCGCACUUGUUCGGCACUUUUCGCAACGUUUCUUCAACAAGCGAUGGAAUUUCGGUUUCUUUCGUUCACCUUUUAUAAUGCCACUCUUUUUUCGGAGUGUUUUUAGGUUUUCGCAGAAAUGGUACCAUUUUUUCGCAAAUGGCUGGAGUGCUUUUAAUUGUUUGAUUGUUUGAUAGAAAUUUUCUACUGCUACAUGAGAGAUAGCAAAAACGAGUUUAGCUGUGAUUUUUUCAAGGUAAAUUGUGUUAAGGUGACAAACAUCCUGCAUCAUUGAAAGAGCUAGAUUUUCUGUAGUUAUAUACGUUAGGGAAUCAUUAUUUCUCUCAACAUGGACUGAAUGUAGCGAACCGAGGGGUGCAACAUAGUAGGUAAUAGGGAUAUAGGUUUGAGAAACUAUUUAGAAGAGGUUUACGAGCGAUAAAGCACAUGGUGUGACUAUUUUCCGGUACCUGGGCUAUUUACGUGUGAACGUGGUUUAGCUGCUGAAUCUCUGCCGCCUGUGAUCCGCAUGCAGAGUAAAACAGAAUAAAAUAUUAAACUCGUGAUAUAUGGAAGUCAUACUUAUUAGUUUAAGAUCUUUUUGUGAUCCAUACAAGCAGAAUGAGACGUUCAAGGUUUAGUAGGUAUACAACUGCUGUAGCUGUUUUGUAUUGAGUCAUUCAUGUUAAUUUAACAGCAUCAACCAUCACCACCACCACCACCAACCAUUAUAAGUAUAACGUGUGUUGCAAAGGAGAACAGCAGAAGCAUCCCUGAAAAGUCUGAAAAUGUUUGAUUUUUAUGCUCUUUUCAGUUGAGCUAGGAAGUAUACAUCAGACAGACGAGCAGAUAAAAUUUGUUGUGAUUAAUAAAAUAAUUGAUUAGUUGACAAUUCAUGACCCAACAACGCUAUUAUGAAUAUACUUGAAUGUGAUAAUAUAUUUUUGUUUUUGAUUAGAGCAAAUAUUCGACUAUAAGCGGAAAUACUACUUGUGCUAAACUAUAGAAUCAGUGAAUCUGUUAACUUUAUACUACUUUAGAAAUCAAUUUAAAAUGUCAAAUUUUUAUUCAAAUAAAAACAAACGUCAACCAAACCCAUCGAAAAUUAGUUAAAAUGACCGUCAAAUUAAGAAGUAACACAGUGCAUCAAGAAACAUAAAAUAUCGAAGCUUUAAUUCACGUUUGGGAAAAUUAUUUGAAGUAGAAAAAAAUAUUACUAUCACAUUCAUUGAUAUUUGGUCGGUCUUAAUUUUUGGGUCGACGAGAAACCAAAGCAAAAAAAAAGUAAAAAGAAUCGCAUUUGCAGCAUGAAUAUUCCUGUUCGUACUUUACUUUUGGAAACAAAUCGAAGGUGAAUUUAAACAGUAUUCGAGCCAAAUUUACUCGUUUCAAAACCAUGUUCUUCUUUAAUACUAACGUGUUCCUAUUUCGUCAGUCCUUUCUGCUGUACUCUCGCUGGCAGCUAAUCCUAUUUUUCCUGGAUUGCGGUAUUGCGAAGGCCGAAUCCCCUCUUGCAUUGUAGUGCAUCUGAAUGUUUUCCAGCAGCAGUGUAGUUUUAGACACACACACACAGUUAUGUACGUCUCUUGUCACCGCUACGACAACCAACUUUUGUUAGUUUUUUGCUAUCCAUGCGUAUGUGCUAGUCAAGCUAGGAUUAUAUUGAAACUGAAGUUGCGCGUUUAUAGUUCCUAAAAUGCCUUUGCAAUGCUGAGUCGAAGCCAGCACUCUCCUUUCCCUCUUUAUUCCACCUAAUUAUUUCGAUUUGUAUCCAAAGAUAGAGUAAAACUGGGGAAAUGUUCAUGCUGCGAUCACAUUUAUCACCGUGGCCAACCGUUUGCGUUUCUGAUUGAACGAUUCAAGCAAACAUCUAUUCACAACCCAAAACCACCCCGGGAUUGAGUUGAGCGUUGAGUAGAGAUAGAUUGCGCGAAGGAACGUCUGAAAAUAUUGUUUUAAAUAUUUUUCGUUUUCGGAAAUAUUCCCGAACAUGCUAAUUGUAAAAACAGCCGCAAAGCGAAGCUUUUAUAAUAUUUAUAGACCAAGUAAAAUUAUAAAACAAAGAAACGUUGAAUUACCUUCCAUAAAAACGUAAAAGAGUAAAAUCUUAGCGAACAAAAUCAAAAACUAUUUGAGAAACCGAUUGACCACCUAGAUUGUGUAUAUUGAAAGGGAUGAAAGUGCAGCAAAACAUAAGACUAAGAAAACGUACAAAUUACCUAGUAACUCGUUUUUAUAUAGAACAACAUAUAUAAGCCAAGAGGUACUGACUACAAAGCGAGCAAAACAAUAUGGAUAAAUAUUAUGAAAGUUUAAGCAAAACAACAACAACAGCAACAAACAAAUACCCCUGAUAAAGAAGUGUAAACCAAGAAAGCAUUUAAGUACCUACAUUUCAUGUUGAUAGUUGUCUAGUAACGCGAAAUGAAACAGUUAUUUAGGCUUGGUUUGGCCUUUCGGGAAUGCGCGACAGUUUCAAAGUUUUUCCAAUUUGAAUACCAACAAAAACUAAUAAUUUUUCGGCCGUUCAACUCUGCCAAUAUUCUAAUGAAAGCAAAGAAAGGUCAAACCAGGUUGGGUCGUUUAGUCGUAUGUGCUUGCUAUACACACAUACACGUACACACAUACAGCCAAACUUACAGCGGUUCAAUGUGGAAUGUCAGCAGCGGUGAACGCUUAGUUAUAAUAGGAUAGGAUUGCGCGAAAUGUUUCUCAAUGCGGGACCCACAAAUGGAAGCGGGAAGGGAAAACGGCGUGUUUUGGAUUAGGAAUACUCUUUUUGUUCAGGUGUGCCUAAAGGUCAAGCAAGGUAAAAACCGCUAGACAACAGCAUUUGUUUUUUCUCUCCUAGUAUAUAAUUUUCAGAUUUACCGCGUUUAAUCAGGUAACAGAAACAUGAAAACAAACGAGCACACAAAUUGGUCGUGUCAAUAAGCUAUAGAGGACAGAAGAAAGUGAAAAACAACCACAAUAGACUCUGAAUGUACAAAUUUUAUGCUAUUUUAAAGAACCUUAGAAAUGGAAACAUGAUUCUCAUCAAAAUUAAGGGAAUACAAACAUACUGACAAGAAACUGAAUACUAAAUAAGGGAAACUAUGAACAACUGUGAUCUAUUGGGAAAGAACACGAUUAUUUAUAUUUGCAAUCAAGCGACAAAUACCAACACAAAAGAAAAAGAGUAAACCAUUGCUAUUGGUUUUUUAAAAUUAUUUUACUAAGAAGCAACAAAUAUGAUGCAGUCAAGAACAGCUAAACACAACAUAUACAAUCUGUGAACACGUAACAUUUAAGGGAGAUGCAAGGAAAACAAAACACAUGUAAAUACUAUAAAUAUCGAAAAAUGUUAUAUAUGUAUAGAGAUGUAAAAAAACGAGAACUCACAAAUACAAUCUCGCCGCCGCGGAAGGGCUCGCUCUUGAACUGUGCAAAGUGAUUUUCCAUAUGAGUAUGUGUAACUGUGUGUGUGCGUGUGCUUGUGCGUACAUAUACCUAGCAGGCGUGUGAGUAGUGCUGAGCUGUCCUGUACGUUUGUCCACGUUUUCGCUGGACCGAGGGACCCGCUCGCAGCAUAUAAAACAUUUAUGAACUGUUUUUUUCUGUCGUUUACUAGUUUUUAAUGGCCAGCACUUUUUUGCACAGUUCAAAGUACGUUCACCCUUCGCGGCAGUGGUGCGUGCAAGAGCAGAUGACAGCGAAAUGAUAAAAGAAACAAUAAUGGAAAAUGCAGUAUUUUUUUGUAAUAAAACAAAAACAACGUGAAAAUUAUCAAAAAAAAAAGAACUGAAAAAUUGUACAAAAAAGAGAAACAUUUUAUAAGAAAAAACCGCACGAGGAAAAAGGAAUAAAGUUAUCGAAAAAGUUGUUGAAGCAUUUAUAUACGUAAUGUAAAUUUAUAACAACUGAAUAGUUUUUAUUAUUUAAAACUACUUGAUCAAAUGAAGUGCGACAUAGGCACAAUUUCUAUUGUAAAAAUAUAUGCAAUACAAUGGUAAACUGCACCAGAACCCCAAAACGAAGUAAGCGAGGAAAAAAAAACUGUGUAUAUGUAUAAUGUAAAUUUUGUGCGGAUUAGGGGCUCUUGUAGAUUGUUUCAUUAUUAUUUCUUAUUUAUUCUCUUGAUUUUGAAUGAAACCAAAUUGCUAUAUAUGGAAACUAUAAUUGUAAUGCAAACGACUCUUGUUCGAGGCAAAAUAGACAGAGCGCGUAAACAUGGAAGAAAAUGCAGCGAGAUGAAGAAGCCAUAUUGGCGGUGGUUUUCUCGUUCAUGUUGGUGCACAUCCAAAAUCCGUACUCGAUGCGCUUUUACCCCAUCAUCUCGCAUAUACAACACAGCCGCUGCUGAAAGUGUUUGUUUCGUGCAAUCAAGCCGCGCGAAAAAAAGGCCAUCGCAUUAGCAUGGAAGAGAAAACACCUACGAUAGAGUUAACAAUGGUAACUGUAUAUCUACAUUGAAUUGAAACGAACUAUCAUUCAUCAUCCGAUCGUAGUAGCACACCCUAGUAACAAACAAAUGAACAUAUAAAUUUUACAGAUAGAGUAAAAUGAAUAACACAUGCUGACAAGUAUUUAGUACCCGAUACUCUAUUGUUUAGAUGUGAUCUAUACUGUCCUGAAGGUAAACGAAGCUAAAAACAUUAAUUCAAAAAUAAAAAAAUUCUGCAAAUGGUAAUACACUUUUUAAGCGAGAUCAGUAGAUGCAAACUCCUAAAUAAAUUAACAGUACAGUAAUUUCCAUAACACAUUGGCAUGAUGCAGCCAUCAUUUUUUUCGUAAUCAGAUCAGAUCGCAAAAAAUAAAUGCUACAACUUGUGACUUGCAUGUUUCCAAAUCUGCAAAACGUGUGUUAAACAUUGAAAUCUUGUAUGCUGACAACAAUUGAAUAUUAUUCAACACAAAAUUGAAAAACCAAUUAUAAUCAGUUUGCUGAACACAGUUUACCCAUAGAAAUUGUAAAUAAAACCACAGAAACAUUGCAAAAACAAAAAUACAAUAUCCCAAUUUCAGUACAAUGCAUACAAAUUCGCACAGAAAGCAUUUUUCUUUUCGUAGUUUUAUCAUUGCUAAAUCUUGUCUACAACUGACGUUCGAAGUCAAAUCCAAUGAUUGUGGGUAUUAUUUCGGUCCUUCAAACUUCAGUUUACCAUUUUCUGCACUGAUUGGAAAAAAAAUUCAAAAAAAAACAAACAAACGAUACUGAACGCUUGUACUUUUUGAAUCUUUUCGAGUUGCAAUCGAGAAAGCUGCUAAAAAGUGAACAAGCGUAAUCCCCAUCCCCAUCCAUUUCAUCCUCACCUUAGAUGGUGUUAAUAUUGAACUACAAUCGUUCCGUAUCAACACUCACAUUUGCGUACUGUCGAAAAAAAGAAAACUGUUUUAAAAUAGUACCCAGAAUCCAGCAAAAUAACCUAUCAAUCAAACAAGAAAAAGUAAGAGAUAAGCGAGAAGAGAAUUACUUCGCGGAGGAGAAACUGUACUGUAGGCAUUAAUAUUGAAGAUAAAUUCUCUCCCAACAAUGAAAUCGUUAGUCUUUACGGCAAAACUGAACCAUAUGUAACACACUUGUUCUGUAGGUGUAUUUGGAACCUUUUCGAAUAACAUAGUAACAGUCGCCUGGACUGGUGUGUCCAGGAAGUAACAAAUUACAUCCACAUAGUACAACACAAACACCCGCAGACACUGUCAUACGAUUAAACCGCCAGGAUGUUGUUUAUUCGUUAUGAUCGUUUUUCUAGAUAUGACAACACACAUACAAGAUGCAGCAACGAGCUGAGAAGCGCAUAUUUCUGUUCACUUUUUUUCCUGUUUUCUUAGAUUUGUGUUACAGUAAAAAAAAAGUUCAUUUCUGAAGAGAACCACAUGUUCUUUUCUGCUACAAUCAUGCGAAAAGAUAAACUAAAUUAUAAGAUUUACAACAAGUGAAAAUAGAAUUUUAAUUUUCUUCUUUUUUAUUAGGCUUAGUUUUUAAUGGUAACCAACAAUAAAUGAGAAAAAAAAACAACUGCAUACUGAAUAUACUAUACAUAAUAAAUAUAUGAAUAUAUAAAUGAUAUAAAAUUACAAUUACUUGUACAGAGAUUAUUGAUAAAAAAAGAUGAAAAACAUUUGAAAAUAAUUAAAAGUAUAUAUAUUGAUAGUAAUAAAACAGCAAACAUUUGAUGAAAAAAUUAAA